CCCUCCCUCCUCAUGGCUCCCAAACGCACGGAGUUUCCCCCUUUCGGGUGGCGUGAGACCUCGACUAUCAACCUCGGUGGGCAAACGACGCCCAUCACGUUCUGUCCGCACUUCCACGCACCCCUCGCCAGUGGCAAGAGCAAGGACGGCAUGAUAGAGCACCCUGACGGAAUGGUCAAGAAGAUUUGCAACACCGCCUUCCUCAAUUUCGUCAACACGAGCGACACGUACCGCUACGUCGAGGGGGAGCCGUGCGUGAUGCACAAGGACGUGUAUGACAUCACCGGCGGGUGUUCCAAGUCCCUCACCAAGACCAGCAUUGUGUGCUGUUCCCCUCGCUGUCGUGACGGCUCCAGAUCGGCUCGUGUGUGUGCCGAGCACAACCCCAGCACGUGGAAGACGACAACCGACAACCCACUGCUUGCGUCGAUGUUGGAGUUCACGGCCAGCAAGCACACGGGCAAGAAGGGCUUUGUCUGUACCAAGUGCAUGCUGGAAGCGUUUGAUGAGGUGAGAAAACACAGCACAGCGCAGCAUCACAUCGGCGUGCCAGGGUGUUCAUCUCUGUGUUGUGUGUGUGUAUGUAUAGCAACUCACCAUCAUCAAACAAGCCCGUGUCAAGUACGGCUGGUGUGCGGAGACGCCCGACAACCACAAGUCCAUUGUCGCAGCACUGGACGGCACACAGAUGUAGGUGAAUAUAGCGAGAAGCAUGUGUGUGAUGUGUGUGUCUAUGUGUGCAUUCUGUGUAGUGGCAGGAUGCGUUAGAGGUCACGGAAAGCGAACAGCAGCCACCAGUCCCAUUCACCACACCACCAGCCCAGCUGCAGUCAGCACACAUCAACACGGCGGUCAGCGAGUUGUCGAUCGACAUGCUCAAGCUCACCAUCAAGGAAGCGGUCAAGGAGGGCGUGAGGGAGGGUGUCGAGGAGGGCGUGUGAAGGGUGUUGGCCAGCACACGAUGAGAGAGAGGGAGGGCAAGGUCUGUUGUGUGUGCGAGGAGGGUGCUGUGUGCGAGAGGAGAGGGCUGGGUCUGUUGUGUACGGGUUCUGUAGUGUUGUAUUGUUAUUUAUUCAUGUUAGUCGUCAUUCAUUGCGUGUUCAAAUUUUAAUUGUUCACGCUUUGAAUAUUAUGCUGUCUAACUCUGUGCGUCAUCUGCUUGUCGUCUGUUGUGUGUAUUGUCGUUGUAUGUAUUUCAUCUGAGUGUCGUCUGUCGUGUGUAGUGUCGUUGAUUAGUGUACAUAUUCGUGCGAGACAAAAAUCAAUUGCCUGCGUAAAAAAAAAACACUCUAUGUUCAAUUUUCAAUGUUUAACAUACCAUUUGUAGAGUGUCUUAUUUGUACAGCGUAUUAAAAAAAUCAAUGAAUGGCAACGCUUGCACUUCAUAGUAC
Molecule: messenger RNA, 1391 nt
Organism: Vitrella brassicaformis
Lineage: Eukaryota; Vitrellaceae
Source: the annotation of a GenBank genome assembly